AUGAGUUUGAAGCCGGGAAACGGCAUGGCAUAACCUUGUCGCCUAGUUUGGUCUCAUAUAUGGCUGAUCGGGGUCUGCUCGGCGAAUGUUUAGCAACACGAGACGGUGUUGUACUGAAUAUAAACCGGUCUGAAACCAUAUUGUACAGCAAUAUUGUUUUGGAGAUUUAUUGGGAAAGAAAUAGACCGCAGAGAACGAGGAUGAUCCUUGGAUAUGGACCUGGCUUUAAGUACUACCAGCACUACCAGCACUACCCAAAUCGUGGCUAUAAACGACCAAUCGCAAAUAAAGAAAGCGAUGAUUUCCUACAAGAUCGAGCUUCAUCCCGUUUUUAGAGAGCCAGCUACCUUCGUGAGUAAUUAAUUCCUUCCAUGGGUUCCAUUUGUCGUACUGUGGCUGCCGAUCGUCGACGUAUCCGUCGACGACAGAAUGCGGGGAAUGGCGGGGUCACAGGCGUGUUAGGGCAACUUUUAACUUCAGAUCGUGAGCUUGCAUCAUCAAACACCACACUCCAGAGUCACGAGCGAGCCACUCCUCUUACCUCACACUCAGCGGAGUAUAUACCAAUUACACGCAUCCGCCUUUUUUUCAAACCAACAGUCCACCAUACCGGGGCCACGAAUCCAGCGCUUCAACCAUCCAAUCCAAUCCCAAUCCAAAAACACCCAAAACAAAAAAACUACCAGCCCCAGCAACCAACGGCCAACGGUCAGGAACCAACAACCAACAUCCAACAAACCAACAACGCACACGACAAUCCAACAACCACAACCAUUCCUUCCCUCCGCAACCUCACCAUGGCCGACCCCGCCCCCUGGGCUCCCCUCCUCCACACCCACCUCACCCACCUCACCCCCCCAACUUUCACCCUCAGCACCCUCCACCACACACCGUCCCUCACACCGCCCUACAGCCCCCGCGCACGAACCUGCGUUUUCCGGGGAAUGUUCGCGUCCGGCCCACGCGGUGCCGCGAAGGGUCCACAGACGGCCACCUCCGACCUACUCACCUUCACGACGGACGUGCGGUCAGCUAAGGUUCCUGAUUUACUCGGCCCGGGACAGGGGGAUAGGAGGGCGAGUGGUGGGGGAGGAAGGGUGGAGCUUGUGUUUUGGGUGAAGGAGGUGAAUAUGCAAUGGCGGAUACGGGGGGAUGGGUGGGUUCUUGGGCCGGAUGUUGGAGGUGAGGGAGAGGGGGUAGAAGCUGUGAAGUCGGCGCUUAAGGGGAGGUUGAGGGAGGUUGGUGAGGGGUGGGGGUGGGAGGGGGAAUGGGAGAGGCAGUUUGAGGUAAUGGGGAGGGAGUUGAAAAAGGGGUUGGCGGGGCCGCCGCCGGGGGAGGUGAGUAAGGUUGCAGGGGGGGAGUUCGAUGAGGAGAAGGCGAAGGGGAAUUUUAGGCUUGUGGUUGUGAGGCCGGGGGAGGUGGAGUGUGUGGAUCUUACGGACCCUGAGAGUUCGAAGAGGUGGAUAUAUACGUUUGUGGAAGGGGAGUGGAAGAGGGAGGAGCUGAACCCUGGAUUAGGGAGAACCAUGCGACUCGGGAGCUUGUAGACAGUUGAGGUGGAACAGCAGUGCAUAUGAGAAUCAGGGGUUAGGGGCUACAAAAUACUCACGGGAUAAGGACGACUGGCAAAGAAUGGCCUGGCCUUCCACCAGAGAAACAAUAUCUGAGACCAUGAGGCUGAGGAUGUAGAAUUGGCAGCUAAACCGCCAGACCAAAAUAGAGCAUCUGGGCGCUUUUUUUCCCAACUCACUCUUCUAGACCACCGAGUCUCCCAAAAGGACCAUUUCAUCUGCACAGCUUGAUCAAUGGGGCCUUUUGAACGUUACGCUACGAGUCUGAUUUGGAGCCACUGGCAUGACGACAGUAGCUCGCAUAAUGUACAGAACAAACCGUUGUUGCAUUAUGUAGUCCGACCGGAUUAGGCUAAUAUAAUCACUCAAGCGAGACGUCAGCGACGUCCCGUGCCACUCCUCUGCUGUCUGUCGAAGCUCGAGCGCCCAUCGGGGUGCAACACUGGCAGACGUGUCUGUGGUUGGUCGUGCCGGAUUUCUUCGUGGGGGUUGUGGGAGCUGAGGCGUGGAGACAAGGGUUUCCAGGGUCCUGAUGGGAAACCUACAGUUCUUCAAGAGCUGGAUUAUGGAUUGAGGAAAGAUUGGCGGCUUGCUUCUGUGGUGCACACGCAAAUUCAAAUUCUUCAGCGGCGGCGCGAGGUGUAUGGGUAUUUGGAGCGCGCAAACUAGUGGAGUUGUGUCAGAAAGCGAGAGCGAAGCUCUGUUCUCACAUAUGCAGUCGCGACUCGUCAUUUUGGCCUCCAGUGGUGGGGGUUAUGGGUGGUUAUGGAGGCUGACGUUGAGCUCGUUCUACAGCGCCCACCUUGGCGUGCAGGAAGGGUUGGAGAAAAGAGAAGGUGUGGCGAUCUGUUCGCUAGGAUCGGGCGGAAGGGUUCCCCGAUUACGCUUGUGUCUCGUCCGUCUCGUUCUGUCAACAGAUGCCACACACGAUUUCCUCACAGCUUUCUCAGCCGCUUUUUGUGCGGAGUCUGGCGAGAAGAAAGGAAAGGGCAAGAUCUGAGAUUGAUGAGAUACGGGGAUGAAGGUCUCGGCGCUGCUGUGCAACAGGGAAAUAAAUCGACGGCGGGCACCCCGAGGCCUAGUGCGACGAGAAAAGUGUUGGUGCCAUUAAAACACUCUAUUCGCAGAGACUGGGAUGUCGGGAUGUCUUCAUUAGAUAUGCGGGCGGAUGGCACAGCGAUAUCGUUCUGGCAACAUGUGGGGGCACACUUGGCUUCGGAACCUCGUGUGGAUGGCUACAAGUACUGGAGUAGCUCUUCGCGUGGUGGAGAUGUGAUGAGUAUCAUCUACUUCGUAUCAUCUACUUCGAGUCUCUGGCGAGGAAUAUCUGCUUGCUUCUUGUGUUUCGAGUUUGCCGAUGCCGUUGGCCCUCGCAGACGGUUCAUUGGGCGUCAUGGAGCGAGUUGGGUUGGAUGAAUAAGUGUUCUCCAACGACGUUAGAAGCGCGCGGGGGCUUUUGGAAUCAGGUGAGAAAACCGCUCACGGCCGUGAUGUAUGAGGCCCAUGAGACGCCUAGACUCACACUGCGGGCCGUCGCGAUGGGCUUCAGCUUCGUAUAUGGCUCGCCUGGCCUGUCUCGUAGAUCACAGCUCAUGGGGGAAGAAGGUAGAAUAUAG
Messenger RNA from Pseudogymnoascus destructans, 3187 nucleotides. RefSeq lists its product as uncharacterized. Gene Ontology annotation, molecular function: FMN binding. Bases 372 to 1547 code for a protein of 391 amino acids. The record is from RefSeq and is a predicted model, not a curated record. The transcript has 2 exons. NCBI's taxonomy places the organism in Eukaryota, Fungi, Ascomycota, Leotiomycetes, Thelebolales, Thelebolaceae.